Molecule: messenger RNA, 2405 nt
Organism: Acanthaster planci (crown-of-thorns starfish)
Lineage: Eukaryota; Metazoa; Echinodermata; Asteroidea; Valvatida; Acanthasteridae
Source: RefSeq, a predicted model, not a curated record
AGCUGCAACAUCGUUCACCUUGCCUGUUUGUUUUUUUCAGCAGAUUUUGUCAGAUCUCAUCGAAUCAUUUUGAAGAAGAUGGCAGUGUGGAAAAAGUCUCCUCUUCAUGAGCAGCAGGUUCGACUGAUGAUGUGGACUACCCCUCGCUCAGUUUCCACGGCCGUGACCAAGUGCCUGAGCUUUGUCCAAGACGCUCAAGUUUUGUGUGAACCGUUCACUGCCGCUCACCAUGUGGGUCCUGACAGUAAUUUUGAUCACACUGGCGAUACCGCCGAGGCUGCAUUAAGGGAGACAGUUCCAGGGGUGGCUGAGACCGUCGGCUUUGAUUCGUCACAGUGCACCUACAAGUGGGUAAAAGAACAACUUGAAAAAGCCCACACUGGUAAGAAGUUCAUUUUCUGCAAGGACAUGGCAUACAGUGUCACAGGUCACUUUGAGUUCCUCCCGAAGGACUACAAGCACCUGUUCCUGAUUCGCCAUCCUCUGAAGGUCUUCCCUUCUUGGAAGAAGGUGUUCCAGCUUAAUGUGGGUGUACCACUCGACAAGUACGAACUGGAUAAGCUACCCGAAGUACUGUUUCCCAAAAAUCAGGGCUACAAAGAUAUGAGUGAUUUAAUGGUGUACCUAAAGGAGGCCGAUCAAGAGGUAAUCGUAAUUGACACCGAUGAUCUUCUUCAAGAUCCUAGAGGCAUCCUGUUGGCACUCUUCAAUGUCAUUGGCCUUCCAUUUGAAGAGAACCUUCUGAGUUGGGAGGCAGGGAAUGCCAUUGCACAAGAAUGGGUCAUCUCGAAGGAAUUCCUGAUCCUUAACCAGGAGGGGCAUUAUUACAAGACCGCUUUUGAGAGCAAGUGCUUCCUGAAGCCCUCUGGCAUGCCUAAUCGCGCCUCCCUCUCCGCUGACCUCAUCCGCUGUGUUGAUGCCGCUAUGCCGUACUAUAAGAAGCUGUAUACACAGCGUUUGACACCGGCUGAAAGCUAACGUUUCUCCACUACUGACGGGAUGUUCUGUUCUCCUUAAGUGUUGUGUUGCUUACAAAAUAUUAAUAUUUUCCAUCAAUGUGAAUUUAUCUUUUUGUACGGAAGUGGUAAUGAUAAUUAUUUUAAUACGAAUGUGUUGUAAAAAAUAAUCAAUUGAAGCAAAGUGUCCAUUUGGCCAGUUGGUGCUUGAUGUACAGCGAUCGACAUCUUGUGCUGCCCGGAUGCCCAGUCCAUGUUAGUAUUUUGGGCUGCUUCUCUGAUGUGUCAGAAACGGUAGGUAGAGUCGUCAACGAAAGUAAAGUAUCGUCGGUAAAUAUCUGGGACGACUCUUUUAUCUUCACUGAGAUGCAGCAAGUGCUUGUCCCUUAGUUUUCAAACAGCAUGAUCAAAUUCGAUGAAAAGGUGGAGACCAGUCUGCCAAAAAUACUUAGAAAAAUGAGAACCUUUGUUUCCAAAUUGUGAUGCAUGUGAAGACACCUGUUAUGAGAAGCAAUUUUCACGUGCGCAGUUAGUAUUCAGUGCAGAUAUUGACGAAAAGUGCUUGUCAAUCAACAAAACAGGUUCGGAAAAUCUCGGUCUGUUUCGGGAUAUUUCGGAAACGGGAGGAAUUCGUUCCCCGUUGUUGGUGACAUGACACUGACGGCUGCGGGACUCUAAAAUAGUUGGUAUCUAAUGGUUUGGAGACCUGUGCUUUCCACGCAUAGCCUGUAUUGCACAUCCGCUAUCAUAUAGAUUAACUGCGACAAAAUUGAACAAUAAAGCUCCCCCUCGUCUCCGGUUUCUGGUCACCGCGCGCGUCUGCGAAAUAAAGAAGUAUUUUAUUCUGCAUAAUUGAUUUCCAAAAGCCGCCAAACUUACUUGAUCAGCAGGAAUUCUGCUACAGCGUAAUUUUUAACGUGUUAUUGAUGGGUGGGAUUGAGUAAUAUGUACGGUAAAGGAAACCCCCUAGGCCUCAAUACAUUUCAAUCCGGCACUCUUAUCAGAUGACGUCAUUCGUGUAUCUUUACACGAAAGCCGUGUCCGAAUCAGUUGGCUGUGGCUUGAUAUUAUGCAUGAUUCUAUGGGUACUGGCCGAGGAUGCUGCCAAGUACUCGGUGUAAUUUCCAGCCGUAGCCAACUGAUUCGAACCCAUCAGGCCCACGUCUGUGAACCGAACAACGAAGUGGUCUUGCGUCCUGCUUACGAGUACAAAUUAAAAAGGUUUUUAAGCAACAAACCGUGAGGGCCAGCCUAUUUCAGUGUCGUUGAGGCAGUAGCGGUACAUACACAUGCAGUGCAUUUACUGACGAUGGGCAUCGUUAUGACAACCAUACAUGUAACAACUCAUGCAUCGUCACAAUCGUCAGGAACAAAUGUAGGUUAAAGUGAGAGGAGAUUUUAUUUCUGAGCUGAAUUUUUUCUGAAUAUUUUAUAUGCAACUUGUGUCCU